ACCGGAGAGUGACGAGCACCAUCUACCUCCGAAACAACCAUUGCGAAAACUGACUGUUUUGUUAAGAAUUUUGUAGAGGUGCGGCUCCUCGUUUCUUGUCUUUUCACCGGUCCUGGGUGACAAACAGAUGGACAAGAUGAACCACAGCUCAGCUGAAGCGGAGACUGAAACCAUAGAACCGCUGCGUUACCUCAGUAAAGGCGAGGCAAUCGCCAUCGAGACAGAACUCAUGCGGGACUACAAGUUUGGACAACAGCAGCUCAUUGAGAUCUGGGGACACGCCUGCGCGCUCGCCGUCUCGAAGGCCUACCCUCUCAAUUCUUUAGCGAAGAAGCAGCCAACAGUGCUGGUGAUUUGCGGGACAGAGCAGAACGGCUCCAUCGGCCUGGUUUGUGCACGACACCUGCGCAUGUUUGAAUAUGAGCCCACCAUCUACCACCCAAAGCGAUCCCCUCACAGUCUGCAUCAGGAUUUCACGGUUCAGUGCGAGAAGAUGGACAUCCCUUUCCUUUCCUAUCUCCCCACAGAGGUCCAGCUCAUAAACGACGCCUACAACCUAGUGAUUGACGCCAUGUUGGGCCCCGAGGACGACGCCCUCGACAUUAAGGAGCCUUACGCCGGGAUUCUGGUGACCCUCAAGCAGGUCAAGAUCCCCAUAGCCAGCGUGGACGUGCCCUCAGGUUGGGAUGUCGAAGAGGCAGGUCAGGAUGGGAUAAACCCAGAAGUGCUCAUCUCUCUGACGGCACCAAAGAAGUGCGCUAUGAGUUUCUCGGGGAAGCAUUUCUUGGCCGGACGCUUCCUGCCUUAUGAUAUCCAGAAGAAAUAUGACCUCAACCUCCCAGAAUACCCGGGCACAGACUCUGUCAUUGAACUGUAAAGCACGAGAAAUAUUUUGGGAGCGUCUCUUGUUUUGCAUCUUACUGAUGAGAACAAAUAAUGUCUCAGUCGUGUCUUUAGGAGUAGGAGGAUUUAGAACCUGUGAUCUGGUGGCUUUUUAGGGGUAUGCUGGAGGUGUUUCUGUAUCAGUCUCCGCAUAUGAACUGUAGCAUUAUACAUGUUGGAUUUAUUUAACAAAAGAGAUUUAUUUCACCAAACUUUUUCUUGUUUGAUACUGAAACGUGCAACAGUUGGAAUUUUUUUUCAUUAUAGCAAUAUUUUUGUCUCUCUUCUUUUGCUUUUACAAAA
Messenger RNA from Phycodurus eques (leafy seadragon), 1185 nucleotides. RefSeq names its product YjeF N-terminal domain containing 3 (gene yjefn3). The transcript is spliced from 6 exons. Lineage: Eukaryota; Metazoa; Chordata; Actinopteri; Syngnathiformes; Syngnathidae. Gene Ontology annotation, molecular function: NAD(P)HX epimerase activity. The coding region runs from base 128 to 877 and encodes 249 amino acids. The record is from RefSeq and is a predicted model, not a curated record. Gene Ontology annotation, cellular component: mitochondrion.